GCGUGAGUAUAUAUGCAUAAAAAGCGUACGCCGCGAUGAUGUUGACAUUUAAUUUAUCACUGUAAAUGCUGCGGAUGUACAUUUAAGAAGGUUUGGCGAGUAAUGUCAGUAACCUUAUCGUAAUCGAUGUGACGUCGCGUUACCGUGCUUCGUGGACGAAAUUUACGAGCAUUCCAUCAAUCCAUAAUUAUGCGAUCUUUGUUGAUUGAUCUUGACGCACUAGGGCUUUGGCUCGAUGAACAACGCGCCAUAUUGGUCUGAAGGAGUAUCACCAAAGGCGGUGGAACCCUUGUGGCGAGUGUGUCGUUUUUAUAUAGCGAAUGAACUUGAUGUGAUACGUUCCGACGAUGGAAGAAACGAAGAUUAUCUAUCACAUGGAUGAUGAAGAAACACCGUACCUGGUGAAGCUUAAUAUAUCACCAGAGAGAGUGACUCUGGCUGAUUUUAAAAAUGUUUUAAAUCGGCCGAAUUACAAGUAUUUCUUCAAGUCAAUGGACGAUGACUUCGGUGUGGUAAAAGAAGAAAUUAUAGAUGAUGAUGCCCAUUUGCCAUGCUUCAAUGGUCGAGUUGUCUCUUGGUUGGUAUCUGCAGAAGGUAGCAAUGUCUCAGAUGGUGCCUCUCAGUGUACAGACUCUAUGGCACAUAGCGAAGUAAAACAUGAUCGAGUAGAUCAUGUAACUCCUGGACAUGGUACCAGAGCGAAUGCUGCACUUUCACAUGAUGACACAUUGACAGAGACAGAAAGCAUUAUAAGCAGUCGACAAGGACAUCACUUACAUAAAAGCUCAAGGCACCAUUCAGAAAAAUAUGAAAAGUAUAAUAAAUAUAAUGGACUGCGCAUAAAUGGCCAUUCAAAACAUCGCUCUGGUCAUGGAUAUGAAACUGCUUCCAUUUUAAGCUCGGAUUUAGAAACGACCACAUUUUUGGAAUCUGACGACGACGCAAGCAGCCGUAUUACAUCAACGACAGGCCGGCAUACCAAUAUGAGUAGCACAGUCGAUAGAGGCACUAUGGAUCGACGUCGUCCGCAAAGAAGACGACGGCACAGAUUACCUCCUAUGUCUCGAACGUCGUCGUUUAGUAGUAUUACUGACAGUACAAUGUCUUUAAAUAUUAUAACUGUUUCAUUGAACAUGGACACUGUUAAUUUCCUUGGUAUUAGUAUUGUUGGUCAAAGUAACAAAGGUGGAGAUGGAGGAAUAUAUGUUGGUUCAAUAAUGAAAGGGGGAGCAGUUGCUUUGGAUGGCCGAAUAGAACCUGGUGAUAUGAUUCUUCAAGUCAAUGACAUUAAUUUUGAAAAUAUGUCUAACGACGAAGCGGUGAGAGUAUUACGAGAAGUAGUGCAAAAACCAGGACCAAUAAAACUUGUAGUUGCGAAAUGUUGGGACCCGAAUCCAAAAGGCUAUUUUACAAUACCUCGUACAGAGCCAGUGCGUCCUAUAGAUCCUGGUGCGUGGGUAGCGCACACAGCUGCUAUACGAGGCGAAGGUUUCCCGCCUCGUCCACCAAGUGCCACAACGUUAACUUCAACAUCGAGCAGCCUUGCAAGCACACUGCCAGAUACUGAACGCCCUUUGGAAGAACUUCAUUUGACCGUUAACACAGACAUGCCAACAGUGGUACGAGCAAUGGCUCGGUCUGACUCAGGUUUAGAAAUACGCGAUCGAAUGUGGCUUAAAAUUACCAUUCCGAAUGCAUUUAUUGGUGCGGAUGUUGUUGAUUGGCUGAAUACGCAUGUAGAAGGAUUUAUCGAUCGACGUGAUGCCAGGAAAUAUGCGUCGCUCAUGCUAAAAGCUGGUUUCAUUCGGCAUACAGUAAACAAAAUAACAUUUUCCGAGCAAUGUUAUUAUAUAUUUGGUGAUCUAUGUUCAGCCAUGAAUAGCAUGAAACUAGAUUGUGAUACAGUUGGUCCCUUGCCGCCGCCAAACGCUUGGGAUAUGCCUUACUCGGGAACAUAUGCACCACAUUCAGCAACAGGGUAUAGUCCCAUGCCAUUUAAUUUUACGAACGAGCCCACCGUCUACGGAUACCAUCGUGAAGAGAGCAUACAUAGUGGUUCUGGUGGUAGCAGUGCAGGUAGUGAACGCAUUUGCAAGGAACCCAUUCACGAUCUGAAAUCGUGUUCUUCGGCGUCAGAAUCAGAGUUGCAUAAUCCAUCGAUGCCAUCUAUGCCAUCUAUGCCAAAUAAAAAUUCCGGCAACGGUAACGGAUCGAACGGCAAAAGGUCUAAUGGCAGCCGCAGUCGUUCCAGUGGUUCCGAACAAUCUGUUCAGACGGGAACGGGAUCAGGGAAUCAGCAGAAUCCGCAAGACUUAUCUGGACGGCGUAUGCACGAAGAAAGUCACACACAAACUAGUGAUUUGGACAACAAUAGCAGAGACGAUAUCUAUGAGGAAGACAUUUUGGAGUACCAGUUUCUACAUAAGUGAGAAUCUUGUUAACGUAUACAUAAUGAUGAUAAUAUGAGUCAAACAAGUGGUCAAGAUAUAUUUCCACUGACUUAUUAGUUGGAUGGAAGUAGCACACGUGAAACAUAUAUUUAUAUAUUUAAUAGGCCAGUUUUGAUAAAAUAUCAUAGAAAGUAAAAAAUUAAAAAUUUCAUAAUUAUGAUUUAUAAUGGCUAUACAAAAUAAAAUUAAGACCAUAAAAGGUCAUUGUGAUGAUUAAAGUUUAUUUAAGAAUGUUAGCACAACCUACAUUAUUUUCCAAUUGUGUUGAAGUAACGCGCGUUUACAUUCUUUUUUAAGAAAAACAAUAAGAUAAUAAAAUAGCAAUUAAACAAGACUUUAUACACGGUAUUGAGAAUAGAGGUAAACAAACAAGUAAAAAAUGUAAAUUAUAUUUAAGGUA
Linepithema humile (Argentine ant) is the source of this 2850-nucleotide messenger RNA. It is a transcript of the gene dsh, whose product is annotated as Segment polarity protein dishevelled. Gene Ontology annotation, molecular function: frizzled binding. NCBI's taxonomy places the organism in Eukaryota, Metazoa, Arthropoda, Insecta, Hymenoptera, Formicidae. Gene Ontology annotation, biological process: Wnt signaling pathway; intracellular signal transduction. The record is from RefSeq and is a predicted model, not a curated record.